Messenger RNA from Mangifera indica (mango), 2249 nucleotides. Its product is annotated as methyl-CpG-binding domain-containing protein 11-like. The record is from RefSeq and is a predicted model, not a curated record. NCBI's taxonomy places the organism in Eukaryota, Viridiplantae, Streptophyta, Magnoliopsida, Sapindales, Anacardiaceae. The transcript is spliced from 2 exons. The coding region runs from base 1076 to 1954 and encodes 292 amino acids. Gene Ontology annotation, molecular function: DNA binding.
UGACGCUUUAUGGCUGUUUUUAAGGUGCAAAGGAAAAUGAGAAGCACUAAGUAUUAGAUUAGAUGGCAAAUUGAUAUCUCGGAUUAUUCCAAUCAAUACUUCAAUUUGAGGUCACCUAUUAGAGGGGUUUCUUCUUGUCCUUGUUAAUCUUGACUGAAUUUUCAGUUCAACUGCCAUUUAAUUAUCACUAAUUUUUUUUUUUUUCUAAAACAAUAAGGUGGGGGUGGACCCAUUGAGAUGGCGUGAUCAUGUAUGUACAGGGAAAAUUGUGAAUAAGAUUACCCAGUACUAAUAAUAUCACCAAGUGGUGUGAGUGUGGGAUUUGCAAGAAGGGGGUUUUGGGUACAAGACUCGACAAGCCAAUCUCAAUAUCAAACUUUUGACUUAUUUUGUGCAGUGGUUGUGGGGUUUAUAUAUGUUUGAGUAAUUGGUGAUAAUUUUAUGUGAAAAUGGUAGGUGAAAUGACCAGCUUAGAGACUGCAAAUGCAGAAGAUGUUUGCUUAGAACUUCCUGCCCCUUCUGGUUGGAAGAAGAAGGCAAGGUUUUACUGCAUACUUGAGUGUAAGCAUUCAUGUGGAGAAAUGAUUUUUCUGUUUGGCAUGCCUUCUAUUUCAAAGAGUAUAUACAACGGUUUCUUAGGUUCCUCCUAUGUAGAAGUAGAUGUUGAAGUAAAGUUUCAUAUAAUGUCUUCUGAAAAACAUUUGAUUUGGACUGGCUGUUGUUGACAUAGCAUCUAGAGAUGUAAACGGAUUUGCUGAUCUUCAAGUUAGCUGCUUGACUAGAAUUUUUGUCCCAAGGACAUCCCAAAGAUAUUGCCUGAUUGCCUUGGGCAUAUUGCCUCCUUUCCUUUUCAUUGCUUAGAAUAGUAAAGCUAUCAAGGGCAUUAUGAACUUCUCAGUUUCUCAUUUUGUGUAAUUUCUAUUGAGUGUAUUGAAUAAAGUUUAUGACACGUAUAUUUCUGAAUGUUGAUAUUUAUUUGGCAUAACCUUAAUUUCUGGUUUAAAAGUCCGUUAUCACUACUAACACUAGUCAGUUGAGUCAGUAUAGCCUCAAGGUUUAUGUACAUUUGCAGUUCAUGCCCAAGAAAGUUGGGACCCCGAAGAAGAGUGAGAUUGUAUUUACAAGCCCAACAGGAGAAAAAAUCAGUAAUAAAAGACAAUUGGAACAAUACCUGAAAGCACAUCCUAGUGGUCCAGCAUCUUCAGAGUUUGACUGGGGCACCGGGGAGACCCUGAGAAGAUCAACAAGAAUUAGUGAAAAGGUCAAGGCAUCAAAGCCAGUAGAAAGUGAAUCCCCAAGGAAACGUAGUAAAAAAUCAUCAGCUUCAAAGAAGGAGAGCAAAGAGAUAGAAAAUGCCCCUGAAAGAAAUGAGGAAAUUGAUGAAGUUCAUAUGAAAGAGGCUGAAAAGAUUGAGAAUGAUGAUGCCGUGUUAGAAGAGGAAAAGGAUGUUGUGAAGGAGAGCCAAGCUGAGAAUAAAGAUGAACAUGAUCUGGAUGGAGCUCCUCCUAAUGGAGCCAAAGUUGAAGAGGAUGUUGAUAUGUCUAAUGUUGAAGUAUCCAAGAAAAUUGAUGGUGCAGAACCUGGAAACUUAGUAGGGGCUCAGAAUGGUAGUCAAGCUGACGUUACUGGAGUACCUGAGGAUAACAUAGAAAUGGAGAAUGCUAAAGAUCAAGAAAAGUUUAGUAAACCUCCUGUUGAAACACAGAACGAGCUUGGAUCUGGAGAACAUGACAAAGCAAAUUUAGCAGCAGUAGGAGAGGGAAAACAGAAAACUGAUGGCAGUGCUCCUGAAGCUGAAGGAGAACACAAGGAGAAGGAUGCUUCAAAUAUUGAUGAUGGGGGACUGAAUAAUUCUGGUUUCAAUGAGAUUAGCAAGAAGGUGGAAGGAGAAGUGACUAAGAAUGGCACCCAUGACACUGAUGCAGGCAAAAUCAAGCCUGAAGUCACUGCUUAAAUGGAUUAACUUGAUGCAAACUUCCCAUUCAUCUCUUUCUGACUCUUUUAGCUGAUGAAAAUUUUAUCCUGUACAGCUGUUGUUUAUAGAUAUCUGAUUGUCCAACAAGAUGUGCCAUCUAUACAAUCAUAGGUAAGAGUAUAACAUGUCGAGCGUCCAUUCUACUUGUGGUGUUACUAAUACUGUAUCGUUAAGUACUGCUAAUUUGAUGUUUUUUAUGCAGUAAUGUAAUAAUAAUUUUGAGCUUUAUGAAUGCAGUAUUAUCAGUGCCCGUUCACUGGGUUUUGGAUUUACA